Scatophagus argus is the source of this 6973-nucleotide messenger RNA. It is a transcript of the gene grm4, whose product is annotated as glutamate receptor, metabotropic 4. Gene Ontology annotation, biological process: G protein-coupled glutamate receptor signaling pathway; regulation of synaptic transmission, glutamatergic. Bases 898 to 3648 code for a protein of 916 amino acids. Gene Ontology annotation, molecular function: adenylate cyclase inhibiting G protein-coupled glutamate receptor activity. The transcript is spliced from 11 exons. The record is from RefSeq and is a predicted model, not a curated record. Gene Ontology annotation, cellular component: membrane. Lineage: Eukaryota; Metazoa; Chordata; Actinopteri; Scatophagidae.
CGGAAAUCUCUGCAACCCCUGGAGUGUCAUUCAGCACCAGUCGCUACUGGACAGCGUCUGAGCAGCGGAGUUGAUCGAGAAACGGGAGAUUUGUUCCAGCCUCGAGUCUGGGAGUAACACCGCAUCUGCACAGGACGCUUUUUCUCUCCUCAACACACGCACAACUAACAACACUUACUAAUUAAUACUGGUGUUUUGAUUCCACACAUCUCCUUCUUCUUUUUUUUUUAAUUGUUUUUUUAAAAAUUUGAGCCGCGUUUGUGGCGCGUUUGGCGAGCAGCGUUCAAACAGGAGGCGAGCGCUGACUGGAGCUGGCGCUGCCAAACAAAGGCGCAGGAAGAAAUAAAAAUAAGAACCGGACGGCAUCAGAGAUCGCAGAAGUUCAUCUUCUCCACUCUGGGCUCACUUACAUCGGGAGGAUUUAAAGGAACCUGCUGUACAGCCUACUGGGUCCUGUCUUGUCUUCUAUCUGCUCGAAAGACCAAGUGGAAAGCUAAAUGCACCUGAGCGAUUCUGGAGAGAAGGGAGAGUAACUUCACACCUUUGUUCUCGCCUGACGAGAACACUCUGUGGACUUCCGUCUCAGCUCACCCUGUAGUGUUUAGAUACUGCAUGUAGCCACGGCUCUCAGGUGCAGGAAAGGAGUGAAACACAAACAGGAAAGAAGAAAGAGUGCGAGAUAAAGAGAGCGAGGCUGUAUAAUUAGUAUUACCCAGUUUGUGUCAGAGCUAGAAACCAUGAGAAGAGGCUUCUGAAGACGACUGCGCUCUGAAAAAUACUGCAGCUUACCUUCAGGACAUUUGUAUGUGUGUGUGUGUGUGUGUGUGUAUGUGUGCACACCUCUUUCAUUUUCAAAGGACCUGAAUUUGUAUUUGGAUGCGGAUUUAGCCUUUCAUUAUGACUCUGCGAGGAGGCUUUGAGAGAGCGUGGAUUGGCACCCACAGAAGUGUCUGCUGGGUGUUGCUGCUGGCUUGUUACUUCUUGAUCGCCUUGGCAGCCAAACCCAAAAUGCCCGGCCACACACACCUCAAUUCAAUACGCAUUGAUGGGGACAUAUCUCUGGGUGGGCUGUUCCCAGUGCACGCCAGGGGAAAUGAAGGGAAAGCCUGUGGAGAGCUGAAGAAGGAGAAAGGAAUCCACAGGCUGGAGGCCAUGUUAUUUGCCCUGGAUCGUAUCAAUAAUGACAAUGAGCUGCUGCCUAAUAUCACCCUGGGGGCGCGUAUCCUGGACACCUGCUCCCGGGACACCCAUGCUCUGGAACAGUCGCUGACAUUUGUUCAGGCACUGAUUGAGAAAGACUCAACUGAUGUCAAGUGUCUCAGCGGAGGGCCGCCCAUCAUCACUAAGCCAGAGAGAGUGGUGGGAGUGAUUGGUGCAUCUGCCAGCUCCGUGUCAAUCAUGGUAGCCAACAUAUUGCGUCUCUUCAAGAUACCUCAGGUGAGCUAUGCUUCCACGGCCCCGGAGCUGAGCGAUAACACCCGCUACGACUUCUUCUCCCGGGUUGUGCCCCCAGACACAUACCAGGCCCAGGCCAUGGUGGACAUUGUCAAAGCCAUGCGCUGGAACUAUGUCUCCACGGUAGCUUCCGAGGGAAACUAUGGAGAAAGCGGUGUCGAUGCGUUCAUACAAAAGUCGCGAGAAGACGGGGGUCUGUGCAUUUCCCAGUCGGUGAAGAUACCACGUGAACCAAGACCUGGAGAGUUUGACAAGAUCAUUCGCAGGCUGAGUGAGAACCCGAACGCUCGAGUAGUCAUUAUCUUUGCCAAUGAGGAUGACAUCAGGCGGCUCCUUCAAGCAGCUAAGAAGGCCAAUCAAACAGGCCAUUUCAUCUGGGUAGGCUCAGACAGCUGGGGCUCCAAAAUCUCCCCAAUACUCAACCAGGAGGAAAUGGCAGAAGGUGCCGUCACCAUCCUACCCAAACGGCAGUCCAUCAAAGGUUUUGACCGCUACUUCAUCAGCCGAACGCUAGAGAACAACAGACGGAAUAUCUGGUUUGCAGAGUUCUGGGAGAAUAACUUCCAAUGUAAGCUCAGCCGGCAUGCUGUGAAGAAAGGAUCCGGCAUCAAAAAAUGCACAAACCACGAGCGAAUUGGCAAAGAUUCGACCUACGAACAAGAGGGGAAGGUUCAGUUUGUGAUCGACGCAGUUUAUGCCAUGGCUCACGCUCUACAUAACAUGCACAAAGAUCUGUGUCCGGGAAAAGUCGGCCUCUGCUCCAAGAUGGAUACCAUCAACGGCACACUGCUGCUCAAGUAUAUCCGCAAUGUCAACUUCACAGGAAUCGCUGGCACCCCAGUGGUCUUCAACGUGAAUGGAGAUGCUCCUGGCCGCUAUGAAAUCUACCAAUACCAGAUCACAAAUACCACCACCGAAUACAAGAUCAUCGGUCACUGGACAGAUCAGCUCCACUUAGACACCAACGAGAUGCAGUGGCCCGGUGGGACCCAAGAAGUACCCUCCUCUAUAUGUAGUCAACCCUGUCGUCCUGGGCAGCGCAAGAAGACCGUGAAAGGAAUUCCAUGUUGUUGGCACUGCGAAAACUGCGAUGGUUACCAGUAUCAGGCAGACACCUAUACCUGCAAGAUGUGUCGCUUUGAUUUGCGGCCUAAUGAAAACCACACUGGUUGUGUUCCCAUUCCAAUUGUCAAACUGGAGUGGAGCUCCCCAUGGGCAGUCAUCCCUGUCCUCAUCGCCGUCCUGGGCAUCAUGGCCACUCUGUUUGUGGUUGUCACCUUUAUACGCUACAACGACACACCGAUUGUUAAGGCAUCGGGUCGAGAACUGAGCUACGUGCUGCUGACGGGUAUCUUUCUGUGCUAUGCUACAACAUUCCUCAUGAUCUCCACUCCUGAUGUGUUUAUAUGCUCCCUGCGAAGGAUCUUCCUGGGCCUGGGUAUGAGUAUAAGCUAUGCAGCACUGCUUACCAAGACAAAUCGGAUCUACAGGAUUUUUGAGCAAGGCAAGAUGUCAGUCAGUGCCCCUCGAUUCAUCUCCCCGGCCUCGCAGUUAGUCAUCACAUUCAGCCUGAUAUCCGUGCAGCUCCUUGGGGUGUGCAUCUGGUUUGGUGUUGACCCAUCGCAAGCCAUCAUCGACUAUGAAGACCAGCGUACAGCCAAUCCCAAAAUGGCCCGUGGUGUUCUAAAAUGUGAUAUAUCAGACCUGUCCCUCAUCUGUCUGCUGGGUUACAGCAUGCUGCUGAUGGUCACCUGCACAGUUUACGCCAUCAAGACCCGUGGGGUUCCAGAGACGUUCAACGAGGCUAAGCCCAUCGGUUUCACCAUGUACACCACCUGCAUUGUAUGGCUUGCCUUCAUCCCCAUCUUCUUUGGGACCUCACAAUCAGCUGAAAAGAUGUACAUCCAGACCACAACGCUGACCAUCUCUGUAAGCCUCAGUGCAUCAGUCUCUCUGGGAAUGCUCUACAUGCCUAAGGUCUACGUGGUUCUCUUUCAUCCAGAGCAGAACGUACCGAAGCGCAAGCGAAGCCUGAAGGCUGUGGUCACUGCAGCAACCAUGUCCAACAAGUUUAACCCCAAAGGUGGCCUGAGGCCCAAUGGAGAGGCCAAGUCUGAACUCUGUGAAAGUCUUGAAACACAAGUGUUGGCCUCCAAGCAGACAUACAUAAGCUACAGUAACCAUGCCAUCUAAGCCAGAGAUCACUGAUGGAAGUGGAGUGCAGGCCUGCCUGAGGAAUAAUGGGGAAAAUACUGGAGGAUUUCCAAGCUGCUACAGCAGAGAGAACUGGGGUGGAAAGAUGGGAAUUUGUCACUCCACAAACAGAAAGGAUGUCAUAUUUUUCUAGGGAAUCAGGUAAAGGCCUAACAGCUAAGUUUAUGAAAAAUUAAAAGAUCAGAAGGAAGGAGAUGGGAGAUAAAAGGGAGAUUGGACAGUUAAUUUUCCUCUUCCCACCCUUUCUGAGACACAAGUGACGGUUGAGUGGUGACGUUUCCAGAUGCAGGGUGAUUGAACCUACAGUAUGUUUUCCUUCUGAAGUGUAUAGCACACAGUUUCAGCCCUCUCUCUCCGAGGCUGAACCGUUUGUCUCAUUUCAACAAGAACAGGGGAAAAACUUGUUUUGUUUUCGCUCAAGUCAAAUGCAGUUAAAAGAUGAAACACUAUAAAAAAAUAUAUAUAGUCAUUAUUUUUGGUUAUUAUUGAGGUUGAAAGCUGCAGUACUCUUCAAACUGUACAUGCCUUACUACAGUACAUUCAGUAUUCCUACAACAUAUCUGACACCGGGAAAAUAAAGCAGUGGGUCAUCCCAGUUUCUUUUUCUUAAAUAAUUGUUUCAUAAUAACAAUGAUGAUGAUGAUGCCAUCAUCUUGGCAAACCUAGUGUACAGCCCCAGAGCAUGCUUGUGGGAGCAUCACGUGUACUGUGCUGUGUUGUCAACGUCUAUGGAAUGCAACAUUUGUCAUGGUUGUCAUUCACAGUGGAGAUGUCAUUUUGGACCAUUAACCCACUGGGUAACCCUCUGCUAAACAAAGAGUAAUUUCAAACACACAAAAGGAGCAAAACUGAAAACAAAUUGACAUGGGAGACCUUUAUCGCUUUCAUCAAACGUCAGCCGGGAUUUAGAGAAAUGUCGAUGCACACUUAAAACAUCCCAGAUUUAUUGGCCCUUAUUUAUCAUGCGCUUGUUGAAGUCUUCACACAUUCAAGCACUUGGAUGACUGUGAGAACCUGACGCUGCCCGAUCUGUUAAACUUCCAUCCCAGCCAACCCUUAUUACCCUGUUAUGUAUGUGUUUUUUUGUGUUUAAAUCUAAAGAAUUUAAACAUAUAUUUAUUUAUAUAUAGCAGUUGUGGUAGGAAGGAAUAAAAACAACACAGCUGUCUGUUGUUGCACCAGAUAUUAUUUUUAAAACCUGACAGCACAGUAUGACAUGUUUGCAUAUAGGACAGUUUUACUUGGGACCGCCUUUGUUUUGUGGCAGAUGAACAGGUAAUCUGUGUUGCUUGGCAAGUAUUUUGUCCUCCUCUGAAUCAAGAUAUUUGAGGCUACACAGUAAAUGAUUAAUAUGAGUUUUAAAAGUAAUUUGGGUAUAAAAUUAGGCUCAUGCAGUGAGUCAGCAUGUAGACCCAUUUGGAGAAGGUUUCGAGCCCAGUGCCAUUAAACAGCCAGAAUGUUCCAAGAUAAUUGGGCAGUUGAUAUGCAUAACAUUUUAUAAAGAUAUUUUUAUACAUAUCAGUGAUCCUCAACUGGCGGCCUGUGGGCCACUUCCAGCCGACAAAAGCUUCUAAUCCAGCCUGCAGAAUAUUAAUGAAUUCAGAAAACGUGCAGAUCUAAUGUUACUCACCAGUUGAGGACGCACAUUCUAUCGAUUAGUGUGCCGCAACAAGCCAGAAAGUCCACAAUUCAUAGCACACCUGUUCUAUGUAAUCAGACUAUUUUCUCCCUUAUCUCCAUCCUCUCUACUUCAUGGACCAACCAUCAAACUACCCCACUCUUUGGAGCUGGCAGCAGCACACUGCCCUGACCAUAGGGGGUAAUUACAGAGCUGAUCACCAAGCUUCUCUGCUAGAUGCAAGAAGCAUCACUUAAUUUUGUAUUGAGCACCGACUCCUUGGUGGAAGUCUGAGAGUGUCACCUUGUAUGUCUGUUUAUAGUGACACAGAUUAGUAAAAAGCAAAUUAGCAAAUUAAUGAAUUAGUCAGUCUAAAUAAAGUUAGUGUGCAACUGUUUUGGUAAUCAAGUAGUUGUCCCAGUUUUUAAGCAAAAACAGCAAACUUUUUUUUUUAACAUUUGAAAUUCAAGACCUUGGGCAAACCCCAUUGUAAUUGUCAGAUUUUCACAAAUAAAUACAUGAAUUAGUCACAUAAUUUAAUAAAACUAGACUUACAGUUACAAUAAACCUUCGGCAAGAGUAGCUCAGUGUGGAUUCAAGUGAGAAUUAACACUAAUAUCUUUAGCUCUGUGCAGGUUUGUAUGAUUGGGUCUUAAUGACCUCACCAACCCCUUGAAAAAUAAGACACUAAUUUCCAGCAAACAUGCACAGGAAUUAAGUACACAAGCGAAUGGAAACUAAUGUUAGCAUCUAGCUAAAAUGAGAAGAGAGUUUAAAGUAACAUUAGGGUUGUGUUCGUCAGGUGGACACCAACAGGAUACCCAUGUUGUUCCGUGUCUGAGGGAUGGGCAAGUAUCCAGUUUUUUUGCUAACAUGUUAAACCCAUUUUGUCUCAGGAUUGUGAUUCUAUGUUUGCUUUGGGAGUCUCUAUCUUGCGGUCAAAAGUCACAUAAGGCAUCUUUAAAUUUCUGCAGUCAAAAACAGGGAUGUAUUGGUGCUUGAUACAUAAGGGCCAGUGCCUUCAUUCUGUGCCUCAUAUCCAUGAAACUACUCCUGCCAUUUUUUCCAUGAAUCCCAUCAUGGUGUUGUUUUGCAUUCCAUCCAUUCUGUGUUCAAACAUAAUGAAGAGAUGUACAAUAAAAAGUGUGUAAACUCCAUUUCUGUCUGCAGUCUCUAAAGUACUUGUCAUAAACAGUAACUCUGGAAUAUGUCUCAUUGAAAAUGUUAUCUUCAGCGAUGCAAAAAUAUGUAUGUUGCAUGUCAAAACUCAUAACAAGUCAUGUGAACAAUGUGAGAGAAAGGUAUAAUGUCCAGAAGGAAAACUACUGCAGAAGAUUAUAAAUAACUAACAUUUUGGUUUACUCAAUGAUUCUCUCAGCUCUCAGCUUCAACAAAAGUCUAGGGUGUUGACGCAAAUGUUGUUUUCUCAUCAUUUGAUAAAGUAUUGUUUGUGGGAUUGUUUGUAUUUGUGAAUAUGAUAAUUUGCUGCUUUUUCUUUUGCCACAACCCCCCUUCCCUUUAUUUUUCUAAAACACUUUGUCUGUGUUACAAAAUAGAAUAUGUAAGUGCUGACUGAAAUUAAAUGGCAAGUUAAUGUACGUUAUUAAAAUGGAUUGAUCAUGUCUGCUUUAUGUACUGAAUUAUUUAAAAAAAAAAAAGAAAGAAAGAUAAAAAAAGAAUUACAGU